UACUGCUCAAAGGUCAAUAUGUUAUCAUACAACUUUCUUCGUAAUAAAGAUGAGUAACACUAUUAUCUGCUUCGGUAGAAAAUUGGAGCAUUUUAGUAGCACUUCACGCUCCAAACUAUCAUGCUUCAACCAAUCCUAUCGUGGUUUGAUAUCCACUUGUUUCCGUUUCUUGGUCUUUAGAGUGAACCCUUUCUGGGUUCAGCUUGCUUAUUUCAUAGUCCUGUCUUUGGUUGGCUUCGGGGCAUUGAAAAUGUCAAAGCCAAAAUCCGGCUCAGUUAGUCCUAAAAACAUAGACGUGUUCUUCACUUCUGUAUCAGCAACAACGGUUUCAAGCAUGUCGACUGUAGAAAUGGAGGUUUUUUCCAAUACCCAACUUAUUAUUAUAACUAUUCUGAUGCUGGUAGGUGGGGAGGUCUUCACUUCCAUGCUUGGACUUCUGUUGGGGAGGUUCAGGUUUGAAACACCUCCAAGUUUCGAUGGGGACAUUGUAAAUUCUAUUAGCAAUAGGGGCCUCCAAUCAGACUACAGCUUGACCUCAAAAAACAUUGCCCAGGAAGUGGAGUUGGGUAGGAUUACUUGUUCAGCCUUAGCGAAUGAGAAACCUAUCAAUGACUUAGAAAGUAACAAAAACUUGACUUCCGAUAUUAAGAGUCUCAAGUAUAAGGCCACUAGGUGUUUGGGGUAUCUGGUUUUCGGGUAUCUUUUAGUAGUCCACGCAGUUGGUUCUAGUCUAGUUUCUAUGUAUGUAAGCCUGGUUUCAAGCGCCAGAAAAAUACUGAAAACCAAAGGUAUUGAUAUACGAACAUUUUCUUUCUUCACUGUCGUUUCUACGUUCGCAAACUGUGGGUUUGUUCCAACAAAUGAAAACAUGAUAGUCUUCAAGAAGAAUUCGGGUCUUCUGUUGCUGCUAAUUCCACAAAUUCUUAUUGGGAACACUCUUUAUCCAGCUUGCCUACGAGCCUUGAUAUGGGUUUUGGACAAAAUGACAAAAAAGGUGGAGUUCAGUUACAUCCUGAAGAACUGGAAGGAGAUGGGUUAUAGUCAUUUACUGUCAAGCGUUCAUUCUUGUUUUCUUGCUGCCACUGUUUUUGGGUUGACAUUAGUUCAGUUUAUUCUCUUCUGCUCAAUGGAAUGGAAUUCAGAAACCAUGGAUGGUUUUAGUUCAUAUCAGAAAGUUGUGGGCUCGCUGUUUCAGGUGGUUAACUCAAGGUAUGCUGGUGAAUCGGUAGUUGAUCUUUCCACCAUCUCCUCAGCAAUCUUGGUGCUCUUUGUUGUUAUGAUGUAUCUCCCUCCUUAUACUUCCUUUAUACCAACAAAAUAUCAGAAAAAGGAAAUAGAGAAAGGAAGUCAAAAUGAAUCAGCAGGGAAGAGCAUUUUGGACUGUGUUUUGUUCUCUCAACUCUCAUACUUGGCCAUCUUCAUCAUCCUAAUUUGCAUCUCCGAAAGACAAAAAUUGAAGGAAGAUCCCCUCAACUUCAAUGUGUUAAACAUCACCAUAGAAGUCGUAAGUGCUUAUGGGAAUGUUGGAUUCUCAACCGGAUAUAGCUGUAAAAGACGAUUGAAAGGUGAGCAGUGGUGCACAGAUUCAUGUGCUGGCUUCGCGGGGAGAUGGAGUAACACCGGAAAGUUUAUCCUUAUUGUUGUCAUGUUUUUUGGAAGGCUAAAGAAUUUCAGCUUUAAAUGUGGUAAAGCUUGGAAACUCUCCUAACAAUCAAAGUAAUCACUAUAAAAAGCAUAAUGUCGAGCAAAAUAUAAACUACGCAGCUUUGCUUUUUUAAGUAUUCAAGGGUCUUCUCAUGUAUAAUUAUUGUGAGAGAGUAUACGUAAUUUUCAUGCACUAGUUUAAUCUAGUUACACAACAAUUUUUUAUCCGUUUAUGCACUAUAUUAUUUUAUUCCUACUUUAUAA
Molecule: messenger RNA, 1908 nt
Organism: Gossypium arboreum
Lineage: Eukaryota; Viridiplantae; Streptophyta; Magnoliopsida; Malvales; Malvaceae
Product: sodium transporter HKT1
Exons: 3
Coding region: 50-1708 (552 amino acids)
Biological process (GO): transmembrane transport; monoatomic cation transport
Cellular component (GO): plasma membrane
Molecular function (GO): sodium ion transmembrane transporter activity
Source: RefSeq, a predicted model, not a curated record